This is a messenger RNA of Guillardia theta CCMP2712, 1266 nucleotides long. It is a transcript of the gene RPL3e, whose product is annotated as large subunit ribosomal protein L3e, cytoplasmic. Gene Ontology annotation, molecular function: structural constituent of ribosome; RNA binding. Gene Ontology annotation, biological process: ribosomal large subunit assembly; translation. The transcript is spliced from 2 exons. Gene Ontology annotation, cellular component: cytosolic large ribosomal subunit; ribosome. Lineage: Eukaryota; Cryptophyceae; Pyrenomonadales; Geminigeraceae. Bases 8 to 1213 code for a protein of 401 amino acids. The record is from RefSeq and is a predicted model, not a curated record.
GCCAGCCAUGUCGCAUCGCAAGUUCGAGCGCCCCCGUCACGGUUCCCUUGGGUUCUGCCCUCGCAAGAGGUGCGCCCACCACAGGGGAAGGGUCAGGAAGUUCCCUCGCGAUGAUGCUUCCAAGCCCUGCCACCUUACCGCCUUCAUGGGCUACAAGGCCGGCAUGACCCACAUCGUUCGUGACGUCGACAAGCCUGGCUCAAAGCAGCACAAGAAGGAGUCUGUGGAGGCCGUCACCAUCCUCGAGGCCCCUCCCAUCGUCGUCGUCGGCAUCGUCGGCUACGUCAAGACCCCUCGUGGCCUCCGCUCCCUCACCACCGUGUGGGCCAAGCAUCUUUCCGACGAGUUCCGCAGGAGGAUGUACAAGAACUGGUACAAGUCCAAGUCCAAGAAGGCCUUCACCAAGUACACCAAGGAAGAGUCUGAGCGCUCCAAGAACUCCGACAAGGAGAUCGAGCGCAUCAAGAAGUACUGCCAGGUCGUCCGCGUCAUCGCCCACACCCAGCUCUCCAAGGUCAACAUCGGCCAGAAGAAGGCGCACGUCAUGGAGAUCCAGGUCAACGGAGGAACCACCAAGGACAAGGUCGACUUUGCUACCAAGCUCUUUGAGCAGCAGGUCCCUGUCAAGUCGGUGUUCUCUCAAAACGAGAUGAUCGACGUCAUCGGUGUCACCAAGGGUCACGGUUACAAGGGUGUUGUCUCCCGCUGGCAUGUUACCAAGCUCCCCCGCAAGACCCACAGAGGUCUCCGCAAGGUUGGUUGCGUCGGCUCUUGGCAUCCUUCCGCUGUCGGAUGGUCCGUUGCCCGUGCUGGUCAGAAGGGUUACUUCCACCGUACCGAGCUCAACAAGAAGAUCUACCGCAUCGGCGAGGCCGCGCGCAAGGCCGACGGAUCCAUCGAGCACAAGAACGCCACCACCGAGUUCGAUCUCACCGAGAAGUCCAUCACCCCCAUGGGAGGGUUCCCCCACUAUGGUGCGGUCAUGGAGGACUUUGUCAUGAUCAAGGGCUGCUGCAUGGGAACCAAGAAGCGUGUCAUCACCAUGCGCAAGAGUCUCCUUGCUCAGACCUCCCGUAACGCUCUCGAGGAGAUCUCGCUCAAGUUCAUCGACACCUCCUCCAAGUUCGGUCACGGUCGCUUCCAGACUGCCGACGAGAAGUCCAAGUUCAUGGGGCUGCUCAAGAAGGACCUUGUCAAGGAGGCCACCAAGUAGAGUGCUGGUUCUCUCUCUGUGUUGUCUCGUCAAUACAGCUUCUUGCAAUAUUC